This is a messenger RNA of Bactrocera latifrons, 1109 nucleotides long. RefSeq names its product UPF0428 protein CG16865. The coding region runs from base 160 to 843 and encodes 227 amino acids. The transcript is spliced from 5 exons. The record is from RefSeq and is a predicted model, not a curated record. NCBI's taxonomy places the organism in Eukaryota, Metazoa, Arthropoda, Insecta, Diptera, Tephritidae.
CGAUGUUGUAAUUUAAUCGAAGUAAUGUAGAAGAAUGUAAAGGCGAAUAUGUGUUUGCGUGUUCCUCAAAACUUUUGCUGAUGACCCUACUGACUUUUUGUGAAUUAAUGUUUGCUGCGAAAUCUACAAAGUCUAAAGCAAUACUCCAAAGUUUUCACAAUGCCUAAAGUUGUUUCGCGUAGUAUUGUGUGCUCUGAUUCUAAAGAUCAAGAAGAAUAUAAUGAAGAAAAACCGUUAAACAUAUACUACUGCCUUUGUGGGAAACUGACAUUAAUCCUCGAUUGUACCAUUGAUAUCCUACCACUGCGGCCUGCGGAUGGAGCGCGUGUUAUUGAUGGUAAAAAGCAUGCGCAUAAACUAGCUUUUCAAGAAGGACAUUCUCUAUAUAUUAAACGGGAAAAAGGAUACGAAGAGCAAUUUCGCUUAAAUUGUAAGCAUUGCAGUCUGCCUUUAUACUAUCGCCACGAUCCAGCAUCUGAUGUUACAUUUAUUAUUCGGGGCUCGUUAGUUCGCAAAAAGAUGGAAAAUUUUCUUGAGUCAGAAGAAGUAAUGACAGCCGAUUCAUCUAUUGAGGGUGUUGGAUUUGGUACUAGCGAAAAAAUUAUGGUAACCCGACAUACAAAGCACAUGGGGAAAUUCAGUUCAGUUACUGUGUCAACCAUUGACGAAGAAGAGGAUGAAAUCGAAGCUCGUGAAAUUGCAGAUAGUUACGCUAAUAAUGCAAAAAUUAUAGAGAAACAACUGCAACGAAAAGGUGGAAAGUUGACGGAUUCGACUUCACAUAAUAAAAAAGAAGAAGCACCCAUUGCAAAGAAAGCAAGAGGAACAUUGCUUGAUAUAUAAUUUUUUUUAAACAAAUAUCCACUUUGCAUGAAAAUAAUAAUUCCAGUCAGAUAUUUCUUAAGGAAUAUAUAAACACGUAAUAUAUAAAAAAGGUAUAGAUGAAUUUUUCCAAAUGAAUGACAGAAACAUAAAAUGUUGAACAUUAAGUUUAAAAUCCUACAAUCAGCAAUUAAUUGCAACUUGAAAAUCACCUUUUCGAGAUUUGGUGGCAGCAAAUAAUGCGUCGAUAAUAGUAGUUGUUGACGCCGCCCCCGCCCAAUUUCUUU